Molecule: messenger RNA, 9171 nt
Organism: Oryctolagus cuniculus (rabbit)
Lineage: Eukaryota; Metazoa; Chordata; Mammalia; Lagomorpha; Leporidae
Gene: KBTBD3
Product: kelch repeat and BTB domain containing 3
Molecular function (GO): protein binding
Source: RefSeq, a predicted model, not a curated record
UCACGUGGGCGUGGCUUCGGCUAGAAGAAGGGAGGGACCACGGCCGCGAGCCUGACAGUUAACGCCACUCACACUUGGGGAAGCGCUAACGGGACAGCGGUGCAAGCCAAUCGCAGCCAGUUCUCUGGAGGCAGGGAGUCUGGGGUGGAGACUUCAGAGACUGCAGUUGCAGUUCUAAGAACAGAUGAAACUGGCUAUGGAUAAUUCAUAUGAUUUCAACCAGCGAACCUCAUGCAAUGGAAUUCCAUCUGAGAAGAAAAACAACUUACUUGUGUCAGAAGAUCAUGGCCAGAAAAUUUUAAGUGUACUACAGAAUUUUAGAGAACAAAAUAUCUUUUAUGAUUUCAAAAUAAUCAUGAAGGAUGAAAUAAUUCCUUGUCAUCGUUGUGUGUUAGCAGCAUGCAGUGACUUUUUCAGAUCACCCUAUAGGAAAUGCUCUAGUGAUGACACUGCAAGAAUCCACCAUGAUCCAGCAAGUUUCAGAUCCUACAAAUUUAAAGGUCAAACACAAGACCUAAUAAUGCUAUGGGCUAUGUUUGAAGUAAACAUGAAAGAAAGAGAUGACGGAAGUGUUACCAUUACUAACUUAUCCUCCAAAGCAGUGAAAGCAUUUCUUGAUUAUGCCUAUACUGGAAAAACAAAAAUAACGGAUGAUAAUGUGGAAAUGUUCUUCCAGUUGUCAUCAUUUCUUCAAGUUUCCUUCCUAUCCAAAGCUUGCAGUGACUUUUUAAUAAAAAGUAUUAAUCUUGUCAAUUGUUUACAGUUAUUAUCUAUAUCAGAUAGCUAUGGCUCUACUCGUCUGUUUAAUCAUGCAUUGUACUUUGUACAACAUCACUUUUCUUUAUUAUUUAAAUCCAGUGAUUUCUUAGAGAUGAAUUUUGGAGUACUGCAAAAAUGUCUGGAAUCAGAUGAAUUAAAUGUUCCUGAAGAAGAAACUGUACUGAAGAUUGUCCUUAGCUGGACUAAGCAUAACUUAGAAUCAAGGCAAAAACAUCUGCCUCAUUUGAUUAAAAAAGUAAGAUUACACCAGUUAUCUGAGGAGACACUUCAAGACUGUCUGCUCAAUGAAGAGUGUUUGCUCAAAAGCACAAACUGUUUUGACAUAAUCACGGAUGCAAUUAAGUGUGUGCAAGGUUCUAGUGGCCUUUUUCCUGAUGCUCGACCAUCCACAACUGAAAAAUACAUAUUCAUUCAUAAAACUGAGGAGAAUGGAGAAAAUCAAUAUACGUUUUGCUAUAAUAUUAAAACUGAUUCAUGGAAAAUACUGCCACAAUCACACCUGAUUGAUUUGCCAGGAUCUAGUCUGUCUAGUUAUGGAGAGAAAAUAUUCUUGACAGGUGGUUGCAAAGGGAAGUGUUGUAGAAAGGUUCGACUUCACAUUGCUGAGUCCUAUCAUGAUGCCACCGAUCAGACUUGGUGCUACUGUCCAGUCAAAAAUGAUUUCUUUUUGGUAUCAACUAUGAAAACACCAAGAACAAUGCAUACAUCAGUUAUGGCUCUCAAUAGAUUAUUUGUCAUAGGUGGAAAGACUAGAGGUUCUCAGGACAUUAAAAGUCUCUUAGAUGUUGAAUCUUAUAACCCUCUUUCCAAAGAAUGGAUAUCUGUUAGCCCAUUACCCAGAGGCAUAUACUAUCCAGAAGCAAGUGCAUGCCAAAAUGUGAUUUAUGUUCUUGGAUCAGAAGUAGAGAUUACAGAUGCAUUUAACCCAUCACUAGAUUGCUUCUUUAAAUAUAAUGCUAUAACUGAUCAGUGGUCUGAACUAGUAGCAGAGUUUGGGCAGUUUUUUCAUGCAACAUUAAUUAAAGCUGUCCCAGUAAACUGCACACUAUAUAUAUGUGACCUUUCCACCUAUAAGGUUUAUAGUUUUUGUCCAGAUACUUGUGUUUGGAAGGGUGAGGGGUCUUUUGAAUGUGCAGGCUUUAAUGCAGGUGCAAUUGGAAUUGAAGAUAAAAUUUAUAUAUUAGGCGGUGAUUAUGCACCAGAUGAAAUCACAGAUGAAGUGCAGGUCUACCACAGCAGCAGGUCUGAGUGGGAAGAAGUUUCACCAAUGCCAAGAGCCUUAACUGAAUUUUACUGCCAAGUGAUUCAGUUUAAUAAAUACAGGGAUCCGUGGUUUUCUAAUCAUUUCUAAUACUAGUAUGUUAGAAUGUGCUUAGUCAUUCUAAAAUUAUUCCAGUUCUAGUAACCUACAGUAAAUUUGUUUACCAUAGAAUUGGUAAAAAGGUCUUUACAGCUUAAUAAAGUGUUCCUGCUAUUAGAAAAUCACUAUGUAUGUUUAUUGUAUAUGAAUAAACAGUUCCCAGAAACUUUAAAAUAUGAAGUACAUUUUACCAAAAACUAUAUUGAAUUUAAUUUAGCCUUGGAGAAUCCAGAAUAUUUAGUGUUUCAAUGUCUAAGUAAAAGUCAUUCAUCAGCUUUCGACACUUUGCUUUUUAACAUACUUUAUCCAUGAAAGACUAAUAAAAACAAAUCAAUAUUUCACAUAUUCUGUAUAGAUGGGGGAAAUCUUGGAAUAAAAAUGUGUAUGCUCUAUAUUAUAUGAAGUGAAAAAUCAAUUAGAAAUAGGUGAGAAUCCUACCUUCUUACUACAGGGGAAGAGUUGCUGAAUUCAUUUCUUUUAUGAUCAUUACUUUAUCAUUUUGGGGUAAGAAAUUUUUCUAAAAUGCAAUAUAUGUAUUUCCUUAGUCUUCUAAACAGCACAGUAAAUGUAAUUUAGUUUUUUUUUAUGAUGCAACUCUUCAUUAAGAGCAUAAUGUACCAUGUUAUAAUGCCCUAAUGCCAGUGGCAUUUACUUAAUGUUUGUAAAAUUGCUGAUUCUAUUAGUUUUUACUAUCAGUUAGUUUCAAUUUCUAGCAGAAUUAUCUCCUAGUUUCUGGCUCAAGCUUAAUAAGUUAAUAUUCUAGAUUUAAUGAGUAGUUCUAAAUUAAACCCGGCCUGAGUUUUAUUGUUACAUAAGUAUAAACCAUUGAGUGUACUACAUUUUUGAAUUCUGGGAUGUAAACCUAAAGUACAUAUUCUGUUUCCUUGCCAGGUUCCAGUAUAAUUGAGGAUGUAGAAAAAUUUGACCUUUAGAUAGGUAGACCAUUAUCAGUAUAUUUCUUAAACUUUGUCCAAAUUGAGCUACAACAAAAAAUUUCUAGGAUUUAUAGUGCCACAUCAAUGUUCUAUGGUGAUAUAUCCCAAUUAUAAACAUCAUAUUAGUUCACUACUUCAGUUAAAUUACAGUGAGUUACCUUCUAAAUUAAAGAGAAAAUGACUGGGCUUUUAGUAUUGACAGUAUUCACACCUCGCAUUUGUUUAGAUGUUUAGCCUUUAACCCAAACAAUGAAAGAACAUGGAUUAUCCUUGUUCUCAGCUAGAUGAUCCUGCCUGGCAAGAGAGUAUGUUUCUUUAAUAAGUUUAAAAUAUGUAGAUGUUUUAAGACCCCUGAUUUAUAUCUCAGGUAAUACAUACGUGGUGGUUCUCUAGAACCAAAAUUAGCUUCCUAUAAUCCCUAACAAAUGUUAAUCUACAAUAAAUGUAUUUAUUCUUAAGUAUGUUCCUAAGUGGAAAUAUGAGGGGUCUUCACAAAGUUCAUGAAAAAUGCAUGUUAUUAAACGUCUAUGCAUGGGUUUCAAAAUGUUUUGCACCAAAGCAAAUUUACCUUUUAAUUCCAUUUUCCAUGAACUUUUGGAAGUACCCUCAUGCAUCUCCAUGAAGAUCCUUUUAUUUUACUAUAUAAUAUAUGCAAUCAUAAGUUUCAAUUUUUCAAAAUUAAAUAGAAUAUGAGAGUACAUUUUCAUGCAUUCCAAAUUCAGAGAUCAUAUCUAACCAAAUGACAGUAGCAUGAAGAUUAUUGUGUAGAAUUGAUGGACUUCCUAUACAAGCACAUGAGUUGACUCUGUCCUUCCCUCUGUGUGUUGUGUAUUUAAAAAGAAAGUUCUUUAGAGGCUCUUACGUGUGAAUAUUACUUUGGAGGCAAAUGAGAGAAUGAACAUAACACAGGGAGUGAUAUACAUGUGGAUUUACUGAACUGUUAAGUAUAUAUAGGAUAUAUUUAAAAUAAAUAUCAUUUUAAUCACUGGCUCUAGGAAUUGCUCAUCUGUUCCAAAAACAGAACUAAAGCAAACUCGAAUCCCUCCCUGAUACUGUUUCAUCUUGAUUUCCUCCAUUAUUCUCAUUGAUUAUUGAUUUAUGAUAGUAUUUCUAUAAAUGUCUAGCUAUCAAGGCCUGGGUGGCUCCUUCUGCAGCUGAUUAAAUAUAAAGCAGAGGUUUUCUGCCUUAGUUCCUACAAUUCCUGUACUUGCUACUUAAAGAUUUUCACAUAUUGUCAUUCCUUUACAUCUGCAUCUUUGUGUGCUUCACCUGUUACUACUACAAGAAAACAAUUCAGUCUAAUCAGAAAACCCCGAACUCUUCCCUUUUUUACUGUUUUUUGUUUGUUUGUUUGUUUGUUUUUAUUUCCUGUUACAGCAGCAGUCUGUGCUGGGCUUGGUUCCAUUAACUAAUCACUCUAAUUCUGCAUCUUUUUGUAAAGGUGGUACUUUCAUUUAAUCUGUCUGCCUUACUGAGAAAUAGUAUCAUCUUCAGAAUCCUCAAGGAACCCAACAACACAGACCAAAAGAGGCUAUCUCCUCUGAUCUUGCCCACUAUGUGGCUUCACUGUUUAAUCCCACCCAUCAUUCUGGUCUCACACGCCAUUCCGGAUUUCUGACUUGAAAAUCUCAGGGAUCCCUCAACUCCAUUCUCAGUGCCUCCAGAAGGAGCUCCUUUCCUGUCUGUAAGAUUAGGUAAGAGAAAAUCACCUCCUAGGCCUCUUAGUCUUUUUUUGUUGAAGUCUGUUUUCAUUUCAUUAAAUCCUUCAACCAAUGCUAUAAUGUAAGAAACAAAAUAAUUGUGUUCAUUAUUCAGAUUGCUGUCUUUCCUGUGGAAAAAUUGUUUAACAUUUCUAAGUCCAUUAUUAUCAUUUUUCUUCAUUACAUGUGGAUUAUGAAUGCAAAAAUAUUUUAAUAUUGUAAUGUCUUCUAAUAUUGAAAGUAGUUGUAUAUGGCAUUAGUAAAUAUAGAAAAUGAUUAAACUUAUGAAAUCAAUUCAAAGUUAAUGGACAUUCCUUGAGUGACCCAAAAACGAGUUAGAUUGUGAAGCACCUUUUGUUCAUCUAAAGCCUUUGAGACUGAGUAGUAUGAAGAAUAUAUGUGUAAUCAAAAUUAACUAUAUUCCCAUAAUACUCAGCUCUGGUAGUGCGUGAGAAAGAAAUCUUUAUCACAGCAAUAUUCAUUACAUGUUACCUUGAGAGUUAGAAUAUUAUUUGACAGUGACCAUAUACUGUAAUAUGAUUCCAUUUUCCCCAUAUACAAAGAUAAGCAAUUGACUUAAGUGUUCAGUGUUCAUGGCUUAAAGGCAUGCCUUUGAAAAUCAGAGUCAAGCACAGAAGGACAUAUCUGUUUACACUUUGGUAUUUGGAAGCAAUAAAUGCUUUAAUGAUUAAAUAUAUAAAUAUAUAUACAAUGCAUGUUACUUAAAAUCAUUUUUAGUGUUCUGGAAACUCAUGUGUAGAAUUAAAGUAUAAGUCUCAAAAAUUUCUUCUGAGGGACAGACAGCUCCAGAGGACAACCUAGAAACAAGGGCUGGAAUUUAUAGAAAGCAGAGUUUUAUUUAGUUUAAGAAACAACUUUACCACACUUUAUAAAGUCAUGCUUUAAAAUAAGAUGACUUAUCAAAGACUGGCAUGUGGCAGAGUAUUAUUAACAUAAUAAUUUCCCUCACUUGAUGCAAAACCAAAGAUUUUUACAUUCUAUUUACAAAGUUUAAUCUCAACCAUUUUCUGGUAUACUGCUAAUUGCUUCCUCCAACUUAUUUAGAAUUUUAGGCAUUCUAAGAAACUCAAUUUCAAUGAUUCUGAAUAUUCAGAAUUUCUAAACAGGACUUGAGUUUUGAAACUACAUAAUAGGAGCAUUUUCAUUCAAAGGAAUUUCUUUAUUCACUCAGGAAAAGUUUUAAAUGGUGCUGACAUUCCAAAUGAGCUGCUAAUUGGCCUUUUUCCUUCUGUUUGCCCUAAGUACAUGUUUGUUUUUUAGUAAAUAAAAUCCAAAAUAUCUAAAAUUUUGUCCUGAAUGAUUGUUCUUAUUCCCUUGCAAAUGUCAUUAUAUAGCCAAAUGUAUAGAUUUUAAUUAAGUAUUAUUUAAUUUGAAGAAUAUAUCUUCAAAGUUUAGGUGUGGUUUAUUUUGUUUGAAUUUCUGAGAGAGAGCCAGACAAAGAGCUUUUUGCUCUUCCAUUUGCUGUUUUGCUUCCCAAAUGCCUGGAAGCUGGGAACACAAUCCAGGUCUCCCAUAAGAGUGGCAGGAACCAAACUACUUGAGUGAUUCCGGCUACAUCCCAGGAUCUGUAUUAGCAGGAAGCUCGAGUUAGGAGCCAGAGGCAGGAAUCAAACCCAGGCAUUUUAUGUGGGAUGUGGGCUUCUUAGACUCUAGGCUAAAUGCCUUCCUUUAGAUGUAUUUACAAAUGACAUUUGAUGACACUAUGAUAUUUGACCAAAUUUAAUAUCAAAAUAGUUUAGUCACAAGAUGUUAUGCACUUAUCAAAAAUAAUUUCUAAAUCCUACACUCAUAUGCAAAUUCAAAAACAUUGGAAUCUAAUGCAGCUUCCAACCUAGUAUAGAAAGUCCCUCUAGAUUCUAAUACAUAAACUUGACAAAUGAUAUAUUUUUCUUUCUAUUUUGGCAAAAAAAUGGUUACUCUCUCCAUUUUUUGACAGUUCUAUGAGAAAGUUCUUUACAGUGAGGACAAUUCUGCCUCCCUGUAAUAACUUCCAGUCCUGGAUGCUAGGUUACUAUCUGUACAUGCCAGAUGUCUCAUUUUCCUUCAUGUUCAAAUGCUUCGCAUUUUAACAUCUUCCACAAGGGCUGGAGUUACACUCUUUCUCCUUGUACAGUUCCUUCACAGAAUUUCAGUUCUAUCAUUUUGGGGGGCAUUGAGCCUGAUCAGCAUUGCAAUCUGUAUCAUUUAUGACUCUUGCUUCAUUAUCCAUUCCCAGUGUACCUGGUAACUUAACCAGACAUCUCAUUCCACCACCUAGCACUCUAGCUUUCAUAAAUUCCACUCAGGGUAGAGUUCUCUGUGUCUUCCUCCUCUUCCCUCCCCUAUCAACAUAAUCAAACAUUAUUUUGCAUGUAAAAGCAUAAUUUUAAUAAGUUGUUCAUUGGGUAUGUUUUUCAGAAUUCUAUUUUUGUGCUCCAAAAAGUUACAGAAGAUAGAAAUAAACCUUGGUAGUAAAUGGGAGUGAAACCAGACAUGACCCCCUAAAAUUUAUACAAAAAUGUGGCCCUUUAAAAUCCCCCAGAAGUGCUAUCUGGGGUGCCACAUAUGCUACCGGAAUUUGGGGUGCCAUACGAUUUCACCAUAUGCUUAUUAAUAAAUCCCCAAUAUUAAUAAGCCUGAGAGGGUUGUUGCCUAAUAUUUAGAGAAGAAUUCUAAAUACCGGCACAGAUAAACAAGACAGCAUGAUACAUUUUAGGCUUUAUUUAGUGCGAGAGGUAUUUAGGAAAGUGAAGGCUUUAGUUCAGGUUGGAGAGAGGGGAAAGUCUGGAAACUAGGGUAGCAUCCAUACCACUCAGCAGGCCAAAGCCAUGUGCAGCAAGCACCUUGAGCUGCCAUCCGCCACUUAUCACCGGCAGCAAAGCAGAGAGCAGUUUAGGACGCUCCUUGCCUUUUUAUAUAUUUUCCACAGGGGAGUGGCUUGUGUGCAGGUGGGCGCUCAGGUAUGGUCAGGUAGAGCCUGAUGUCGCAUGGGGGCCUGGUGAGGGUAUCAGGUAGGAUGUGAGGUCACACAGGGGAGUGGCGAAGGUAUCAGGUAGGGCGUGAAGUCGCACAGGGGCGUGGCAAAGGCGUGGUCUUCCAGCUCACAAACCUGAUCAUUUUUAGCCUACUUCAGGAGGACAAUUUUCUCACAUAUCAAUAGACCAGACUAAUGGUAAUAAUAAACUAAAUUUAAAGAUUCAUCUGAAUCCAGUUGUUAAGAGUAUGAUAUUUUCAUUUUUUAAAAAGGGCCAUAGUUAAAUAACUCUAUGAGUCAGGCAGUUUUGUUCAUUUCACCAACUUUGACAACAUGCCUAAUCAUAAAGAUCUAAUGAGGGCAACAAGUUAUGUUAUUAGUCUCAAGGGUAAUAAGCUUGUUGAAAUGACUUAAAGUUUAGUCUUCUGUUAAUGAGUAUCACUUUCUAUGAAUAUUUCUUUACAUGUCUGUCUUCUUCAUUUAACAGAAAGUACAUAUGGUAAGGAUCUAUAUUCAUGAUUUCUAGAUGCAGCAAUUAUCACAGUGUCUGUCAUCUACUUAAGAUCCCAUAAACUGAUAUUCAGCUGAGCAAAUAUGUGAAGCAAAAGAUAGAUGUUAUAGUUGUAUUGUUAUUGAAUGGGUUUAAGUUUAAUACAUCUGUACUUUUGGCAAACUUUUCAUGUACAAAGGAAAUUAUUUUGUUAGAAUUUUAUAAUUUAGAAUGCUACCAUAUUGUAUGUUAGUUAUCUGUUAAAAUACAUGUUAAUUAUUUUUGCAAUAUUUUAUGUCUUGCUUAUAAUCAAAGAUUGAGAAAAUUGCUUUUGAUUGUUUAUACAACUAACUUCAGGGGGUUUAAUUUGGUAUAUGAAAAAGUUAAUCAGAAACAUUUUUGAGAGUGAAGUUGCAUUAUACAGUGUAUUGUCCACUUUUGGAGAGCAUGUACAGUAGAUUGGUUGCUUACUGAAAGUAAAAUUGUAGAUUUGAAAUAACUUAUUCAUCCAAUUUUUAAGUGCUUUAGAAUCAUUUAUUUUCAGAAGUUUAAUGAUAAUAUUUGUGGGGUUUUUUAAAGCAAUAAUGGAUACAAUUAUGACUGCAAGUUUCAUUAUUACACAUGCAGCCCUCAUUUCUCCUAUAAGAGUCUAAUUCCUUCAGUGAAGUUCUUCCCACCUGGAAGAGGGAGGAGAGGGCUCUAUGUCCUAUCAACAUAGGAAACUUAACUUCACUUCUCCAUUUAAGGAAUGUGGAUUUUUGCCAUAUGCUAUGAAAAGUCAAAUCAGCAUUUUUGCAGGUCCAUAGUAACCAAUUAACGUGUAGUAAAACAUUUCAAUCUGUAAAAUAAUUAAUUUAUUAAAAAUGUAUCAGAAAAAUAUAUAUUGUCUGUAUUUCUUGUUAUUAGAAAUAAAAGCAAUAGAGAGAGAUGGA